This is a messenger RNA of Prunus armeniaca (apricot), 255 nucleotides long. The record is from the annotation of a GenBank genome assembly. NCBI's taxonomy places the organism in Eukaryota, Viridiplantae, Streptophyta, Magnoliopsida, Rosales, Rosaceae.
AUGGCUGGUGAGAAGUGUUUAGCCAGGCCCAUGUUAGGUCGCACGCGUCUUUGGAUUAGCCGCCGUGUUUACAGACUCCGUAAAACUUUGCCGGGUCGUCUCCCGUAUGAGUGGAUAUAUUAUGGUCGCACGAUUCUUCUCUUUGGAUUAGCCCUGGUGACAGACCACCCGUACUGGGCCGUUGUCGUCCCGAGUAUGAGUGGAGAUAUAUGGGAUGUGAUGUGGCUGGUGAGACAUGUGCCAGCCCAAGUGUGA